Cladophialophora carrionii CBS 160.54 is the source of this 480-nucleotide messenger RNA. RefSeq lists its product as uncharacterized. Lineage: Eukaryota; Fungi; Ascomycota; Eurotiomycetes; Chaetothyriales; Herpotrichiellaceae. The record is from RefSeq and is a predicted model, not a curated record. The transcript has 3 exons. The coding region runs from base 1 to 480 and encodes 159 amino acids.
AUGGCUGGCGUCACUCCCAGCGCAUACCUUGAUCUGCUCAAGUCAGGGGACUACUCGGAUUUCACCAUCAGCUGCCAGGGAGUAGACUUCAAAGUCCAUCGGGCGGUUGAAACCGCUUCACGAAAGAUCGACCUCUCAGAAGAUGACCCUAAGACCGUCAGCCGGGUCGUCUUGUUCAUGUACACAAGUGACUAUGAUGAAAGAGAAAUCCCACCCUUCCUGCUUCCUAGCCAGGUCGAAAAGCUGUCAACCACAACCCAGGGCGGAGCGGACGAAUCCCCGGACGCUUCAAGCAGCAAGCCUGACGGUCCGACAGUCUUCGAAAGACUGAAGACAAAUGCUUUUGUCUACAAAUGCGCCGACAUGCUCGGGAUCGAAAAUCUAAAGGUGCUGGCUGCAGACCGAUUCAUGGCAGACGCUCGUACAGUCCUCUCAGAGGAAGGAUUUGCGACUAUCUCAUGGCCAUUACGAAAAAAAUGA